Messenger RNA from Geosmithia morbida, 2055 nucleotides. RefSeq names its product Zinc-binding dehydrogenase. Gene Ontology annotation, molecular function: oxidoreductase activity. The record is from RefSeq and is a predicted model, not a curated record. Lineage: Eukaryota; Fungi; Ascomycota; Sordariomycetes; Hypocreales; Bionectriaceae. Bases 1 to 2055 code for a protein of 684 amino acids. The transcript has 4 exons.
AUGUCACGUGUACUUCAUCUCAAGCAGGUUCCCGGCAAGCCCGGCGAGGUGUACUACCCCCUCCAGAUCAGGAAGGUGCCGAUUCCCCAGCCGGGCCAGGGCCAAGUCCUAGUGCGAAUGUCGGCGGCAGCGCUCAACCACCGUGACCUCUUCAUCCGGCACCACCAGUACCCGGCCAUCUCGUUCGACGACGCGAUGCUAGCCGACGGCAGCGGCACGGUGGCCUCCGUGGGGCCGGGAACGACGCGCGGAUGGAAGGAGGGCCAGGCGGUGAUCCUGACGCCCAUGCGGGGCUGGGAGUCGGACGCGGCGGGACCGGAGGGUGGCGGGCAGGCGUUCUCGGUGACGGGGUCCAGCCGGCUGACGCCGGUGGGUACGGCGCAGGACUACGUCGUGGUGGACGAGGCGGAGGUGGAGGCGAGCCCGCCGCACCUGUCGGCCGCGGAGGCGGCGGCCCUCCCGCUCGUGGGGCUGACGGGGUGGCGGGCGCUGGUGACCAAGGCGGGCGAGGCGGCGGUGUCGUCGCCCGGGCGGAACGUGCUCGUGACGGGGAUAGGCGGCGGGGUGGCGCUGCAGGUCCUCCAGCUGGCCGUCGCCAUGGGGGCCAAGGUGUACGUCACGUCCGGGGACGCGGGCAAGAUCGACAGGGCCGCCGCCAUGGGUGCCAGCGGAGGCGUGCUGUACAGGGAGAAGGGCUGGGACGGGAAGCUGAGGGCCAUGCUGCCGGCCGGCCGGCCGUUCCUGGACGCCGUCAUCGACGGGGCCGGCGGGGACAUUGUCGGCAGGGCCGCCAGGCUGCUCAGGCCCGGAGGCGUCAUCGCCCAGUACGGCAUGACGGCGGGGCCCAAGAUGGACUGGAGCAUGGGCGCCGUCCUGGCCAACAUCGACCUCAAGGGUACGACCAUGGGGUCCAGGAGGGAGUUUAGGGACAUGGUCGCCUUCGUGACCGAGCACGGCAUCAGGCCCAUCGUCAGCCGGGUCGUCGCCGGGCUGGACAAUCUGCCGGCCAUCGACGGGCUGUUCGACGAUAUGGAGCGCGGGAAGCAACGACUUCUUGCGCUUCUUGGACGGCCUGUCGCCAGCCUCCUCGGGGGGCACAAACUCUGCCUGGCGCUCCUUGUCCUUGUCGGCCUUCUUGACCUUUUGCUUCUCCAUGCGCUCGUUCUGGGCGGCCCUGUCCUUUGCGCCCUUGGAGAGGAAGUGCUGGCUGGUCUCGAUCUCGAUGUCGAGCUUGCUCUUCUCGGGGGCGGGGGGGAAGGGGGUGUAGACCUUCUUGGACUUGUCCGUGACAUUGAGGGGCUUGCGGCGGUGGCUGAGCGUCUUCCUGCCGAAGUCGGGGAGGAAGCGAUCCCAGCUCUCGUUGGCGAGGUCGGGGUCCUUUGCGAGCUCCCGCUUGAUCAUGAGCUUCUUGACGUGGUAGAUGGGGUGGAUGUUUGCCAUGCAGUCCUCGACGAUGCGGCGUAUCUCCUUGAGGCCCUUGUAGGGCCCCAUGGCCGAGACGGUGUUGCCGUGGACGAGGAUGUAGGUCUGGGUCAGGAGCUCGAGGGCCUUGAGGGUCGAGCCGUUGGGGCCCAGGAUGCGCUGUCGGCGCUUGACGAAGCGCUCCUUGCUGUUGACCAGGUUGCGGAUCUUGAUGAUGUCGCACGCCACGCCGUCGUCCAGGAUCUUGACGGCCUGCGGGGCCGGCACGCUGCCUUGAUCAGGUCGCGCGCGUUCAGGAUCGCUGCCGGGUCGAACGUCUUGCGCGUGGUCUUGACCGUCAUGCUGCCCUCCACCAGGUCGAGCGUGCAGGCGAUGCCGUGCUUCUCCAGCGACUUGGUCACCAGCGGCCACGCCUCCUUCAGGUACACCUCGCGGUACUUGGGGAACAGGGUCGCAAACGACGACUCCUCGGCGAACGUGCCACCGACGUUGUCCUUUGGCGUGAACGCUUCCACCUUCCACUUGUCAAUGUCGCCUGUGUCCCACGGCUUUUCCUUUUUGUGCGUAGAUGGCAUUGUGAUGUGUGUGCGGGACGGUGGUGGUGGUGGUGGUGGUGGUUGCUACUCUACGUAG